This is a messenger RNA of Alosa sapidissima (American shad), 1111 nucleotides long. It is a transcript of the gene elovl8b, whose product is annotated as ELOVL fatty acid elongase 8b. Lineage: Eukaryota; Metazoa; Chordata; Actinopteri; Clupeiformes; Clupeidae. The record is from RefSeq and is a predicted model, not a curated record. The coding region runs from base 152 to 946 and encodes 264 amino acids. The transcript is spliced from 8 exons. Gene Ontology annotation, molecular function: fatty acid elongase activity. Gene Ontology annotation, biological process: fatty acid elongation, polyunsaturated fatty acid; very long-chain fatty acid biosynthetic process; sphingolipid biosynthetic process. Gene Ontology annotation, cellular component: endoplasmic reticulum membrane.
UACUUGUUGAGCGCAGUUUAUCUGUAAAGUAGAUAGGCUACGUUUGUGUGCAAUGCUUUGGUGAAGUGUGGAUCUCACGGUAAAAUAGGAAAACGGGUCUGUAAGCAACUGAAUUGAUUUCACGCGGAACUCUUUUUCCUGGGCGUGCACAAUGGCUUCAGCAUGGGAGAAACUUGAAUCGUUUCAUCGGUGGACUUUGGAGAAUGGAGAUAAAAGGACAGAUCCGUGGCUGCUGGUGUAUUCUCCUAUGCCAGUCAUCUGCAUAUUUCUCUUAUAUCUCGGUGUGAUAUGGAUUGGACCCAGGCUGAUGAAGAACAGAGAGCCUGUUGAUCUCAAAGCUGUCCUCAUUGUCUACAAUUUUGCAAUGGUGCUUCUGUCUGUUUAUAUGUUUCACGAGUUUCUGAUGUCAUCCUGGUUAGCUAACUAUAGCUACCUCUGUCAACCAGUAGACUACAGCACCAAUCCUCUGGCAAUGCGGAUGGCCAGUGUGUGCUGGUGGUUCUUCUUCUCCAAAGUCAUCGAGCUUAGUGACACGAUCUUUUUCAUCUUGAGGAAAAAGAACAACCAGCUAACCUUCCUGCAUGUAUAUCACCAUGGCACGAUGAUCUUCAACUGGUGGGCUGGGGUAAAGUAUCUUGCUGGUGGGCAAUCUUUCUUCAUAGGUCUUCUGAACACCUUUGUGCACAUUGUGAUGUACUCCUACUAUGGCCUGGCUGCGCUGGGACCUCAUAUGCAGAAGUACCUGUGGUGGAAGCGAUAUCUCACAUCACUACAGCUGCUGCAGUUUGUCCUGUUGACCAUCCACACCACCUACAACCUGUAUGCGGACUGUGAUUUCCCCGACGCCAUGAAUAUAGUCGUGUGCACGUACCUGCUGAGUCUCAUCGUGCUUUUCAGUAACUUCUACUACCAGAGCUACGUCACUCGGAAGAGCAAGAAGUCAUAGUGGACACAGUGUGAAAGAUGGCCCACUCUGCUAAACCUCUUUACAAGAGGAACUAUGAAGCCUUUCACAACAAUUGUGAGGACAUUAUUACUGUACUGAAUCUCUUUCCUGACAUGUUUACAAUGACUCUCUGAUUUUAUUAAAGAAACAACACAAUUGGCGUCA